GUAGCCGGACACAGAAGCUGGACGCAUUUGGUUCGAUCCGGAAGCACUGUUCUGCAAUAUCCCUCUUCGUUACUUUUUUAAAAUCGUAUUGCGAAGUUUUGUUGCAUUCCAAAUUUUAACUUGCUUUUUUAAUUACAAGUUAAACCAAAUCCUUAGUGAACAGCGAACGGAGAAGCGCAACUCAAUCGGUGAAUGAAGGUGGAUUCGGAACACCUGAAAACAAAAAAUUAAUUAAUUAGCAACAUGAUUAAUAACCGCUUCACUUUCCUACUGCUGCUGGUUAUCACCUGUUGCAGUAGACCAGUCUCUUGCCGCAUCUAUCAAACAAUUGACGCCAUCAUCGUUGAAGCGGACGAAAUCGUCAACCGAACUGCCCGAUCGGCAGUCUACGACAGCAGCGAAGUCGAUUUGUCAGUUGACUUUAGUUACCCUACAUCCGACCAGCUGGCUUUACCCAGUCAGACGUCUUUGCUAUCAGAACGAGCCUGCAGAACUGUGGAUGGGAACGUGGGUACUUGUGGCUCCAUUCGGGAUUGCUAUCCUAGCAUCAAGCUGCCAGAGUCGAAAAACGUCGAGAAAUGGAUCAUCGACUCAAGUGGCAGUUGCAAUUACGCCAAAUCUAAUGGCAAAGAGUUUGUUGGGCUGUGUUGCUCAAGGCAGACUCUCAGGACCAACACUACGACAACAAACACCACGACCAGCACCACCACGACUAACACCACGAUAAACAUUCCAGUCAUUCCGGUGGUAGACAUUGAUCCUGCAACUGGUCUCCCCGUUGCAUCAUUUGAAUGGUGGAACUAUUUUCCAUUUAAUCCACUGACCACGACCACAACACCGCGGCCUACGACAACGACGACCACUACUACGACACCAAAACCUACGACAGGAACCGAUAUUUCGACACUUUGCGGUAACGAUGGAAUUCCCACUGUUCCCAUUGAUCCCCUUACGGGUCAACCGGAUCCUAAUUUCCCUUGGUGGCUGUGCUUUCCUUACUGGCUGAAAACAACAACAACAUCAACAACGACAACCACCACAACUACAACCACUCCUCCUCCUACAACAACAACAACUCCAACCACAACCACUACACCAACCACUACUACUACACCAACCACAACUACUACACCAACCACAACUACCACACCAACAACAACAACUGAACCGACCAUAACAACUGAACCAACUACAACAACAACCCCAACCACGACAACAGAACCAACUACAACAACAACCCCAACUACUACACCUACUACUACUACUACACCAACCACAACCACUGAACCGACCACAACCACUGAACCACCAACAACAACUCCGGAACCAACUACCCAGUCAGUAGAACUGCCAACAACAACCACUGAACUGCCAACAACCACUACUGAAGUCGCCACUACUGAAGCAACAACUCCAACGGAAGCUGUUACUACAACCGUUCUUCCCUCAACAACAACUGAGGCCCCCUCAACAACCACUAUGUCUCCAACAACAGCAGCUGAGGUCAUCCCAACAACCGCCGAAGCUACCACAACAAAAAUAACAACUGAGGCCACUACAACAACCACUACGUCCCCAACAACAGCAGCUGAGGUCAUCCCAACAACCGCCGAAGCUACCACAACAAAAAUAACAACUGAGGCCACUACAACAACCACUACGUCCCUAACAACAGCAGCUGAGGUCAUCCCAACAACCGCCGAAGCUACCACAACAAAAAUAACAACUGAGGCCACUACAACAACCACUCUUCCUCCUCCAACAACAACCACCCCUACCACCACUACUCAGCGCACCACGAAGCCAUCCAAUCCACUGCUCAGUGCAGAGGGCUGUGGUAUUGGACCUUACAAAUCGCUGUCCUUUGACGAACAGGAUCGUAUUAUCGGCGGGACAGACGCUAUCAAAAACUCUUGGCCGUUCGCUGUGGCCAUACUCAACAACGGGAAACAAUUUUGUGGCGGCUCUCUGAUCGAUACGAUUCACAUUUUAACGGCGGCUCAUUGUGUGGCUCAUUUGUCUUCGUGGGACAUCCCCCGAUUGGAAGUAGUCCUGGGAAUGCAUACCCUUAAGCCCCGUAUCGAUCCCCAGGCGAUACGGAAGAGAGUCUUGCGCGUGACCCGUCACAAAGGAUUCGAUUCCAAGACUUUGUAUAACGAUAUCGCAAUCAUCACAUUGGUCUCGCCGGUGGCGUACGGACCCACCAUCUCUCCCAUCUGCCUCCCAACGACGAGUUUCUACACAUCGUACGCAGGGAAAGAAGCCGUUGUUGUUGGAUGGGGAUCUCUAAAGGAGGGCGGCACACAGCCAAACGUUCUGCAGCAAGUUACUGUCCGAGUCAAGACCAACGCCGAGUGCAAAAAGAAUUACGGGAUAGAUGCACCGGGAGGCAUCGCAAAUCACAUGCUAUGCGCCGGCACCGCUGGCAAAGACGCCUGUAGUGGUGACAGCGGAGGUCCUCUAGUCAUCCAGUCAGCUCGCGGCGCUCCGUGGGUGCAGGCUGGCAUCGUCAGCUGGGGCAUCGGAUGUGGUCAAGCCCCUUACCCUGGAGUCUACACUCGAACCGCUUCCUUCAUGAACUGGAUCAGGACCAAUGCGCAGUUCGAAGACGAAGAGCGACGCUCAGUUGUCGCAUUUUUCUAUUAAUUUCCACAACCGAUGGCGGAUCAAUUUAUUUAUCGUUUUUUGACAAAUAAUCUUUAAGUAAUGGAUUUGUUUUUAGGGCACGGCCAAUUCCUACUAAUCACGUUUACAAGUUAAAAUACAAUUCUUUCAUGGGCUCA
Molecule: messenger RNA, 2783 nt
Organism: Daphnia pulicaria
Lineage: Eukaryota; Metazoa; Arthropoda; Branchiopoda; Diplostraca; Daphniidae
Product: mucin-5AC-like
Exons: 13
Coding region: 244-2646 (800 amino acids)
Biological process (GO): proteolysis
Molecular function (GO): serine-type endopeptidase activity
Source: RefSeq, a predicted model, not a curated record